Molecule: messenger RNA, 886 nt
Organism: Baudoinia panamericana UAMH 10762
Lineage: Eukaryota; Fungi; Ascomycota; Dothideomycetes; Mycosphaerellales; Teratosphaeriaceae
Exons: 1
Coding region: 11-754 (247 amino acids)
Source: RefSeq, a predicted model, not a curated record
AAUCAUUCAAAUGGGCUCUCAAGCAGCCAACUGGCGCACUACGGCGCAGCCUCUGUCUGGUCCUUCGCCACCACCGAAUGUGGCCAGACGAAAUGUCAUGCUCAGCGCAUGCACAAUCCCCGACGGUCUCGUCGCGAUGUUCUGUCAACAGAACAUUCCUACCCACUCCAUCCUCUGGAGUCACCCUAUGUAUAGUAACCAUGGUGCUGAUGAACAUCCGGUGAUUAUCAUUAGGAAGAGCAGCGACGGUGAGGUUGCUACCUGUGUUAUGGGUACCAGUUUGCGCAGUACCCGGAUACAAGACAAACACCAAGGCCUGGCGCUAGAGCAAUAUAUGGCCGUUGACCAUAACCAGACGGUCGCACAUAACCGUCUGCCAAUCCUGCACCUUGCAGGAGGCCGUAAAAUGGACAAGCAGACGUAUGUCCGCCUGGAGCCCUUCAAGAUCGAGGCCCGCUACCUGGAGGAGUGGCGAGAUGGAUGCUGCGAGCUCACCAAAUGGUCAAUCAGGAGCUGCAAUCACAACUCAGCACUCGCAGCGUCAUCCAGAAGAUUCAAGCCCGGCAAUACACCAGGCCAUAUCGUCAGACUGAACGAGUGCCUGCCAAAGGGCGGGACCUUAACAAAACCUGGAAACGAGUCUCCGGCAGAGUCGGAAGCUCAACCAGGCUCCCAUUGUUGCGGUGCAUUGAGCAACUCCACCAAAAAUCUUACCAACAACCUCAUCAACAACCUCAUCAGCUCUUUCCAUUAAUUGGCGAAUCAGCAAAGGUGUUCAAGGGAGGAGACAGAACAAGGAUUUGGACUUGGUCGGACCUGCGUGGAGGCCGGGCAGUGUGCACCUCGGUGAGGAUGUUCAUUGACCCAGGUUGGACAGGACGGUGGG